AUGAAGAAGCAAAACGUCCGGACCCUGUCGCUCAUCCUCUGCAUGUUCUCCUACUUGCUGGUCGGCGCCGCGGUGUUUGACGCGCUGGAGUCGGAGACGGAGAGCUCCCGCAGGCGCAUCCUGGAGCAGAAGCGCAACGAGAUGAAGAAGAAGUACCGCUUCUCCGAGCACGACUACCGGGAGAUCGAGCGUGUGGUGCUGCAAGCUGAGCCCCAUCGUGCGGGGAGACAAUGGAAAUUCGCUGGCUCUUUCUACUUUGCCAUAACAGUCAUCACCACCAUUGGUUACGGUCAUGCGGCGCCAGGCACAGAUGCAGGAAAGGUCUUCUGCAUGUUCUACGCCGUACUGGGGAUCCCUCUGACUUUGGUCAUGUUCCAGAGCCUGGGAGAAAGGAUGAACACAUUUGUCCGCUAUCUCCUACAUAAGGUGAAGCAGUGCCUGGGCUGUCGCCGCACCGAGGUGUCCAUGGAGAACAUGGUCCUGGUGGGCUUCCUGUCCUGCAUUGGGACACUGUGUGUUGGGGCCGCAGCCUUCUCCCACUUUGAGGGAUGGAGCUUCUUCCAUGCGUACUACUACUGCUUCAUCACACUUACCACUAUUGGCUUCGGGGACUUCGUGGCCCUGCAGAAACAGGAGGACCUCCAGGAGAAAACGCCCUACGUGGCGUUCAGCUUCAUGUACAUCCUGGUGGGGCUAACUGUCAUCGGGGCCUUCCUGAACCUGGUGGUGCUUCGCUUCCUCACCAUGAACACUGAGGAUGAGCGGAGGGACGCUCAGGAGAGGGCGUCACUGAAGAGGGACAGGGGCCUUUUGGACGGGGCUCUGGGUCACCAUGCGUCAGGGGAGCAGAGCAGAGGAAGCCACCGAGAGAAGAACAGGAGCAACGCGGUGCAAAGCCGCAGCCACAGCACGCUCUUCCUCCCGAUGGAGGAAGGGACCAGCUGCACCAACCUCAUCGCUACCCCAGCGAAGGAUCAGGAGAGGCGAAGAAGCCCCUGCAGACACAGGCUGCAAUUUCACAUCAAGGCAAGCCGACGGCGGCCGGAGUCCAGCUUCAGCUCCCUCUGCUCCUGCGUGUGCUACCGUUUGGGGAUUUGUGAUAGUCCUCUGAUGUCCCACGGCGAGCACCGCGGCUGCCAUAUCAAUUCAGUUUACUACAACUCCGUCUCCUAUAAGAUCCAGGCCUGCCCGCCGGGCUCCAGGGACAACACUGGACUCUCCUCCCCAGGAAGCACGCUUUCACCGGGGCAUAGCUUCCGGGAGUUCCCUCGCUCACGGAGAAAGUCGGUGUAA
Molecule: messenger RNA, 1293 nt
Organism: Anoplopoma fimbria (sablefish)
Lineage: Eukaryota; Metazoa; Chordata; Actinopteri; Perciformes; Anoplopomatidae
Gene: kcnk15
Product: potassium channel, subfamily K, member 15
Exons: 2
Coding region: 1-1293 (430 amino acids)
Biological process (GO): potassium ion transmembrane transport; stabilization of membrane potential
Cellular component (GO): membrane
Molecular function (GO): potassium ion leak channel activity
Source: RefSeq, a predicted model, not a curated record